Microdochium trichocladiopsis is the source of this 699-nucleotide messenger RNA. RefSeq lists its product as uncharacterized. NCBI's taxonomy places the organism in Eukaryota, Fungi, Ascomycota, Sordariomycetes, Xylariales, Microdochiaceae. The transcript has a single exon. The annotation marks the transcript as partial. The record is from RefSeq and is a predicted model, not a curated record.
UUCGAAAAUGACUACGCGAUCACUCCAAACCCUAACCUCACGCCGCUCGUCUUCCCGCGGUAUAGCAUUUCACCAUCCCAGCUCCUCAUAUCGCUACACGAGCUUGCCACAUUUCUCAACUCGUGGAGCCUACCGGACCUCCCCUGGGACGCGGCAUACCCGGACCGCCUUUACGAAGUCGAAUACCGCGUACUUCUCGCGCUCUUUAACGGCAACGGCAACGAUGAUGAAGAGCCUAGACUAGCCGUGCAGCCCGCAGGGUCCUACCUCAGCCAGAGCCAGAGCCCCAGCCAGAGGCUCGGAGUCAUCCUACUGCACGCGAUGCUACUCUUCAUCUACACGAACCUACGCGAAACGCCGGUUGGCGGCGUCCUCCGUGCGCGCCUUCUCCGCCGGCUACGGGACGCCUUGGCCGCGGCUGCUACCACAGGCGAUGAUCUACUGCUCGACGACAUAGUCUGCACAUUUCCCGAGGAGAUGCUCUGGGUUAGCCUGGUCGGCGCCGCUACAGCUGCGGCCGCGCCGUGCGGCAGCAUAGCAUCUGUCCAUGAGCAGGAUCUCGUGCCUGCGAUACUGUCGCAGAUUCGGCUCAAGCACGGGCUGUGGCAGUGGGAAGAGGCCAGGCUGUAUCUACGGAGGAUGCCGACAUUCACGACUGAUUUUCGCACGGGAUGUAUUAAGGCUCUAGAAGAAAUUUGA